UAAAAGUUCUUAAAUUAUAUAUCACUAACUUGACACAUUGUUUUUCCCAAAAACAAGAAAAGGAACUCAUUCAAGAAACCAUCUUCCUUUAAACAGAAAUUUUAUUAUGGGAUCCCUAGAGAGAUCAAAGAAGAAAGCUCAAGUAUGGAAGAAAGCUGUGAUCCAUUUCUCUCUUUGUUUUGUGAUGGGUUUCUUAACUGGCUUUGCUCCUGCUGGUAAGGCCUCAUUUUUCUCUAAUUCCGAAACCACACCCUAUACUUCUACAAAAUCUCAGAAUCCACCCCAACCUUUUGAAAACUCUACCUACACACGCCAUUCCCUCCUCAAUACAACCUUGAUCAAUUCCCAAGUCCAAGCCCCUGCUCCUGUGAAGACGCGAGAAGCCGAAGCAGAGACCAAGUCUCUCUCCGAGACUAUAGAAGAUGAGAGCCAAGUUAAAGUGACACCAAGAGGACUAGUGAUUGUUGUCACUCCGGUGAUGACAAAAGAGCGCUACAAAAACGUUCUUCUUAGAAGAAUGGCUAAUACCUUGAGGCUAGUCCCACCUCCGUUAUUGUGGAUAGUCGUGGAGAAACACUCCGAUGCUGACGAAAAAUCCUCCUCUACAAUGUUAAGAAAGACUGGUAUCAUGUAUAGACGUAUAGUCUUUAAAGAGAAUUUCACUAGCAUGGAAUCAGAGCUUGAUCAUCAGAGGAAUCUAGCGUUGAGACACAUCGAGCAUCACAAACUAAGCGGGAUAGUUCAUUUCGCGGGACUAAACAACAUAUAUGAUCUUGAUUUUUUCGACAAGAUAAGAGAGAUUGAGGUAUUCGGUACUUGGCCAAUGGCGUUACUAUCGGCUAAUAGGAAACGAGUGGUAGUAGAAGGGCCAGUUUGUGAAUCUUCACAAGUAUUGGGGUGGCAUUUGAUGAAAAUUAAUAACGAGACAGAGACAAAGCCUCCAAUUCAUAUAUCAAGCUUUGCUUUCAAUAGUUCCAUACUUUGGGACCCUGAGAGAUGGGGUCGUCCUUCUUCGGUUGAAGGCACCAAACAGGAUUCGAUAAAAUAUGUGAAGCAAGUAGUUUUGGAGGACGAUACAAAGUUGAAAGGACUUCCGGCACAAGACUGUUCCAAGAUUAUGCUUUGGCGUCUCAAUUUUCCCACAAGAACACGUUUAAGCACCUGAUUUGCUUUAUUUUUAUCCUCUAAUCUCCUCCAAAUUAGACCUUUUCCUUCUUUUUUAUUUUUGGGAUUUAUACAUCACAGAAAAGGAAACACUUGUAGAGAGAACCACAAGCACAGGAAAAAAAAUGGAUUUGGAUCUGUCAUGAAACAGAGCUUGAAGUUUUUUUUGUCUGAGUUUAUUUAUACCCAAAGCUGAAACUUACAAAGAAUUGAACACAAAAGGAA
This is a messenger RNA of Camelina sativa (false flax), 1389 nucleotides long. RefSeq names its product beta-1,4-xylosyltransferase IRX9-like. NCBI's taxonomy places the organism in Eukaryota, Viridiplantae, Streptophyta, Magnoliopsida, Brassicales, Brassicaceae. The record is from RefSeq and is a predicted model, not a curated record. Gene Ontology annotation, cellular component: Golgi membrane. Gene Ontology annotation, molecular function: galactosylgalactosylxylosylprotein 3-beta-glucuronosyltransferase activity; xylosyltransferase activity. Gene Ontology annotation, biological process: plant-type secondary cell wall biogenesis; glucuronoxylan biosynthetic process.